Messenger RNA from Chelonus insularis, 3069 nucleotides. RefSeq names its product villin like protein quail (gene qua). Gene Ontology annotation, biological process: cytoskeleton organization; actin filament severing; actin polymerization or depolymerization. Gene Ontology annotation, cellular component: actin cytoskeleton; cytoplasm. Lineage: Eukaryota; Metazoa; Arthropoda; Insecta; Hymenoptera; Braconidae. The coding region runs from base 504 to 2924 and encodes 806 amino acids. Gene Ontology annotation, molecular function: phosphatidylinositol-4,5-bisphosphate binding; actin filament binding. The transcript is spliced from 8 exons. The record is from RefSeq and is a predicted model, not a curated record.
UUUAUUCUAUCUAGGAUAAUUAUUACUUGUAAUAAUAUAUUGAGUUCAAUAAAAAGCAAACCAUCAUUAGCUGGAAGAUGAUUUCAUAUGUAAAAAAAAAAGCAAAUCCUUUCACUAGAAACUUGGAAUUCACAUAAGAUAAUGACGACAGCCCUGGGACAAAGAAUUAGAUCGAAAGAAGAAGAAGAAGGAAUUCAGCAAUUGGAUUUCUAUGUAUAAAAAGCCGAGAAAUUAGCAGAAAGGAGCUGGUGCGUUAGAUAAUGAGUGUGUCAUGUAAGUGGAGAACUAAGCCCCGCAUGGUCGGAUGUGUAUAUUCAUGAGAUGCCCGUUGGUCACGGGUGGCCGCCUGGAGUUCCGGACCCAUUUCCGGACGACUAUGGUUUCUUUUUUAACCCAGGAAGACUCGUAUCAGUCGUCUACGAGCUGUGCUACCAUCACCAUCAUCGUCAUCAAUGUCUUGAUAAGUUCAUAAAGUCUUCAAAAAGAUCUAAAUACUAUUUAUUAUGGGAUUUUCAAAACGAGAUGACGGAAGUUCCGAAGGUUCCGGAAGUGAUGUCUUCAGAAGUGUUCCCAAGAAUAGAACCACCUUUCUUGUAUGGAAAAUAGAAGGAUUGCAAGCGAUUACAGUUCCUAGAAAUAAAAUUGGAUAUUUUUUAUCAGAAUCAGCAUAUAUUGUUUAUGCAGUAUCUCCUAAAGAUGAUGGACUUCCUUAUCCAGGAAUGCCGUAUAAGGAACUUAAAAGCAAUAAUAUUGUAAAAACAAUUCACUUCUGGAUUGGUGGAAGCUGUGACUCAAGUAUUUCUUCAGCAGCAGCAUUACGUGCAGCAGAAUUAGAUUCUCAAAUUAAUGCAACGAUUUUAUUACGUGAGUCUGAAGGACGGGAGAGUCCACGAUUCCUUGCAUAUUUUCGGCAAGAAUUGAUUAUUGAACGAGCACAUUUUGAUCCUCCUCAAGUACGUCUACAUCGAGUGACAGGUCGAUCAAUUCCAAUAUCAACAGAAUUGGACUCGAUUUGCUGGAAUAAUUUCUCCUCCUCCGAUGUAAUGUUGAUUGACACUCAAUCUCGUGGUGUCGUAUUUUUAUGGCUGGGUUCUGGAUCAAGCUCUUUGCAUAGAAGACAUGCAAUGAAAUUGCUAGAAGUGAGAAAAGAUAACAAUAAUAUAAGAAUUGUCAUUGUUGAUGAUGGAUAUGAACAGACAUUAAAAUCUGAUGACAAAAAGUUAUUUGAUAGUAUUCUAGACCCAAGAUCAAGAUCGGUGAUUCCUCAACAACAUGAAAGAGUUCAUAUUCCAACUCCAAUUAAGCUUUAUCGAUGCAGUGAACAAUCAGGAAAAUAUAAAGUUGCUGAAAUAAAGUCCGGACCAAUUUUUCGAGAUGAUUUGACUUCAUCUUCCGUUUUUUUGUUUGACAGAGGUGAAGCAGGAGUCUGGGCAUGGGUUGGUAAAGAAGUUGAUGCUCGAGAAAAGUUAGAAGCUGUUAGAAAUGCGAGAGGAUUUAUUAAAAAAAAAGGAUAUAGUCUUUGUGUUCCUGUGGGUCGAGCAGUUGAAAAUGAAGAGCCUGGAGAGAUGAAAACACUACUGAGAGCUUGGGAACCAACAAAAAUGAGACCAUUGAUACUUCAAUCUUCAUUUGAAGCUGAGUAUAUGAGUGAACGACCUAAAAUAGCUGCUGAAUAUCAACUUGUUGAUGAUGGAAGUAGUAAAAGAACUCUUUGGAGGGUCAGCAAAAAGGAAGGAAUGAUUGAGGUCAAUGAUAAGACAGAAUCGAAUCAAGGUAUUUUCUACGCUGGAGUUUGCUAUGUCAUGAGAUAUAUUUAUGGAAGUGGUAGAAGAGAAAGAUCAAUCAUUUAUUGCUGGGAAGGAGCACAUUCUACAAGUCUUGAUAGAGAAGCGGCAUUGGAUGCAGCUUGUAAACUUGCUGAAGAUACUUCUGGUCAACUUGUUAAAGCAUCUCAGGGACGAGAACCUUAUCAUCUUCUUCAGAUUUAUGGUGGAAAGCUAAGAAUUCUAGCUGGAACUUAUCAAGAAACGCCACCGAAAAAAUAUCUCGUAAGAGUUUUCGGAUCAACACCUUACACCUCUAAAGCAAUUGAACGACCUUUACAAGCAAGUUCGUUGGACUCGGGGGGAGUUUUUAUUCUCUUUUCUGAUCAGCCAAUAGUCUGGUGUGGAGGAAAAAGUACUGGAGAUGCGAGAGAAGUUUCACGGCGUCUUGCUCCAGCGACAGCACCUCUCAUUGCUGAAGGCAAAGAAGGCGAAGAAUUCUGGAAUCAAUUAGGAGGUAAAAAAAAAUAUGGCACAGAAGUUGAUGAAAUCAUUGAAGAAUCUGGAAAGCAUCUUUAUCAUUGCAAUGUUUUGGAUAAAGUGUUUGUUGGAGAAGAAAUUCUAGGAUUUACACAAAAUAGUCUCAUUCCUGAAGCAGUUUGGCUUUUAGAUGCUGGCAAUAUUAUUUGGGUAUGGUUAGGGAAGUUAGCUGCAACGAAAAAUCUAAAACAAUGUGUUCAAGAUGCAUUGGUGUUUUUAUACACUCAUCCAGCAGCACGAGAUCGAAAUACAAUAAUUUCUGUAGUAAAACAAGGCUUAGAGCCGGUAACAUUUAUUGGGCUUUUUGAAAACUGGAAUCACAAUCAUUGGAGAGAUUACCGAUCUUUUGAUGAAAUUCGAACAGCUCUUCAAGGUUUUCAAGAAUAUUCAAUAAGUCGGCAUGAAAAUCCUGCUUCUAAUUUCGAUUCUUAUGUAAAAUAUCCAUUGAAAGUUUUAAAAAGUGAAGCCGAACAAUUACCUAAAGAUGUCGAUGUUUUUAAGAAAGAAAUGCAUCUUACGUAUGAUGAUUUUAUGGCUAUUUUUAAAAUGAAUCCGAUGGAAUUUGAAAAAUUACCUGAAUGGAGAAGACAAAGACUUAAACAAUCUGCAGGAUUAUUUUAAAUAAUAAUUAUUAAUCAAUAAUUGUUGAAUAUUGAAUUAAUUAAAUAUUGCAAUAGUGCGAAUAUUGAUGAAUAAGAGAAUUAUUACAACUAUUAAUAAAUAAGGACCGUCCAUGAAUUGAGAUAAAUUAUAUCGAAAAUAUUCU